Hyposmocoma kahamanoa is the source of this 840-nucleotide messenger RNA. RefSeq lists its product as uncharacterized. Lineage: Eukaryota; Metazoa; Arthropoda; Insecta; Lepidoptera; Cosmopterigidae. The record is from RefSeq and is a predicted model, not a curated record. The transcript has a single exon. Bases 1 to 840 code for a protein of 279 amino acids.
AUGGGGAAGCGUAAGAGGAAGAAGGGAAAAGACGGAGAAGAAGAAAGCCGACAAAACACAGAUUCGGACAACGACUCCAUAUCCUCCACCAGUACCGCUGCAAAUAAAUACGAACCUUUCAGAGUACUGAACUAUACACGUAGUUACCCUGAAAAUGGGGGUAACUUCGAAUAUAUAGUAUUUUUUGAGUCCACAGAUCCCGGGAAACCGAUAGGCGACAGGGACAUGAUGGGUAUGUCCACUUCCCUAAAAAGGUAUAAUAAGGGAGUUAAACAAUUGGUAAGAAUUAACAAAUAUAAAAUAGGAGUCAUAUUUGAGCGAGCUUCGUUUGCUAAUGCUGCCCUCACAAACACCAAAUAUUUGGAUUCAUAUAAAAUGAAAGCGACAAUUCCUGCAGGAGCCACAGAGGUGACAGGAGUCAUCUCACACGUUCCAAUCAAUCUAUCGAACCAAGAAAUAUAUGACACCAUCUCCAGUACAAAACACAUAGUACAAAUAAGACGUUUUAUGAGACGAAAUAAAGUUGACAAUGAUUUUCAGAUUACUCCUACCCUAACCGUGUCCAUUACCUUUUCCUGCCCAGUCCUGCCAGAAUCCAUAGACCUCAACAGUUGGCGUUUUGAUGUAAAACCCUACAUCCCACCAGUGAAGCAAUGCCUACGGUGCCUCAGGUAUGGUCACAUUGGCAAAUUUUGUAAGAACUCAGAAAGAUGCUCAGUAUGUGGAGGCAACCACAACUUCAAAACAUGUACGAUAGACACUAAAGACGCUACCUGCUUACAUUGUCAGGGUCGGCAUAUAGCUAUAUCGAAGGAGUGUCCAGUAAAAUACAAAAAUUAA